AUAAAACGCAAUAGAAUGGUUAUUUAAAACACAUUUAAAUGUUGUGAUAUACGCAAAAACCAAGUACAAGGCUAAUCGACAUAUACAGUGUAUUGUACAAACGUAAAAAGUGGGUGUAUAACGGCGCAAUUGAAUAUAGAUUUUCUGUUUUGUUACUUGUCGCAAGUGUUGGGCACGGGUGUGGGGGGUUGGUUCUGCAGCAGUCCAUAAUAAUCAGUCGAAACGGAAUUUCCUACGUCUGUUUGAAAUUGCAUCGAGACGCAAAUAUGUCGCCUAGUCCAGCGAUUAUUCUGAAAUUUGCUUUAACUAUCUAUGCUGUUCUGCAAACAGCAAGGGCCUACAAUGUUGUCUUAACGGCGCCAGCGUCCGCCCUCAUCGGUUCGGUGAACUUUAGCGUUACAAUUUACGAUGGUAAGACGCCCGCUACAGACACCAACUUUAAAUUCAUAUGGAAAGAUAAUGCAAACCAUGAAAAGGUAUUUCAACUGAAGUCACCCCAAAGCAAUUGGACUGUCAAUUAUGCCAAGGAUCACAUAAAGCCAGGCAAAUAUCGAGUGAGCGUGCAAGUUGAAAAAGAGCUGCUGCUCAAUAUCUGGUUCCCAGUUGGGGAUGAUUCAACAAACAUUCAACUACGCGAUCAUCUGGGCGGAGAACUGCAGCUUAUACAAAAGGAUUUUGUGCGACCAAGCGAGUUUGUUUCCACAAAGACACCAGUUAACCACAAAAUUGAAAUUUUGCCCGAAGAUUUAGCCUAUUUAGAGCAGAAGGCAUAUUAUGUGCAGACCUACUGGUUUCAAAAUUGCACAUAUCUGGGCAUGUCCAAUAGCUAUGAAUAUGAGGCAAUAUAUUCGGAACCUAAUAUAUACUAUGAUAUCGAAGCGUUGGUGGUUGCUUCUUUUGAGCCACUUCCUCAACCAACUCCUUCCACGACGACGACUACUACAACUACUACUACAACUACUACCACAACCACUACGCCCCGCACUACUACUCCUACAACCACGCCAACAACAACAACAUCAUCAACCACACCAAGUACGACGACUUCGUCAACCACCACAACCACAACAUCUAAACCAAAAGCUGACGUGCCACGCUCUAAACGUGACAUCAUGCAAACAAUGCACGCCAAUGCUGCCCUUUUGGGUCUUAAUUUAACGUCUGCGGUGCAGCAACAACAACAAAAUACCAGCCAUAACAUAUCGGUAGCCUUGCUUAAUCCUCAACGUGUGCGUCCAUUGCUGGGCGUACAUCGUUUAUUAGCGUUAAUACCUGAAGAGCCGCCCUAUAAUUGUGUCAAUAAGAGCAUUAUAUCACAAGAUCCGAAGAAGGCCUAUGGCUACUUUAGGCGUCGCAUUGUAUCUAAAAAUCCCGUCUCCAGCUUUGGCAGUAGUGGCAAAAAUUGGCUACAACACUGGGAAAUGGUGAAUCUCCAGAUUACUUGUAAUGGGUCAGCGCCUAUAGAAUACUGCAUUUAUGUUCACAAUGCUCCCUACAAUAUGACAGGCAACGAGACUUGUUCAGAAUAUGAGAGGACGAACGUGUGUCAGUUCAGCUAUCAGCGUUACUUUUCCGACAGCAAGGCAAUAAUGUUCUUUAUACGUAAUGAGGUAUCGGAUAUUAAAAAUAUAAUCACUGUCAACAUGUAUGAAGCCAAGCGCCAAUCACAGUUGUCAGUCGUGGUUGUGCCUGUUUGUUGUACUCUGCUCGCUGUUAUUUUGGUUGUAUUUGGCGUAUCCUAUUAUAUACAAAGUCGCAAUCGCUUUACUGUGGAGGUUGCCGAUUUCAAUUUCGGAGACACUCAAUCGGUGGACAUGGAGCAUAAGACAUUCCAGCAACGCCUUAUUGACAGCGUACGGGAGGCUUGGCCUCGGUUUCGUCGGUUUUCCACAUCUAGUUCAGAUCUGAUUGCCGAACCGGCCAAUUUGGUUGGUGGCAAUGUCGGGGAUAUGGACAGCAACUUGCGUUAUAAUACGCUCAAUUAAAAUCGAAAGCUGUUGUAAUAAUGUUACCCAUACGAAUUAACCUAUUUAAUUUAAUUUAUACACAUACAUACUUAGGUUGAUACAGUGAAAACAGUGACCGCUUAAGGGGAUACUUACUUUAUACACCGAUCGAAUGUUUUAGAAAAAGUGUCCGCCGAAGGGAGUGUCCGCAUAAAAGAGGUGUCCAUUAAGGGAUUUUUCACUGUAUAUAUGUAAUAUAUUUUGUUAUACAUGGAUAUUUACUUUAUUUCAGUCAUACCCUUAACUUGAAUUAUAUUUUCUAUAUAUUGUUAGUUGCAUAACAUAAACGCACACCAAUUAACACAUAUUCAUACACGUGC
Molecule: messenger RNA, 2326 nt
Organism: Scaptodrosophila lebanonensis
Lineage: Eukaryota; Metazoa; Arthropoda; Insecta; Diptera; Drosophilidae
Exons: 7
Coding region: 267-1985 (572 amino acids)
Source: RefSeq, a predicted model, not a curated record